Messenger RNA from Coccidioides immitis RS, 967 nucleotides. RefSeq names its product NADH-ubiquinone oxidoreductase 23 kDa subunit, mitochondrial. Gene Ontology annotation, molecular function: 4 iron, 4 sulfur cluster binding; NADH dehydrogenase activity. Gene Ontology annotation, cellular component: membrane. The record is from RefSeq and is a predicted model, not a curated record. Lineage: Eukaryota; Fungi; Ascomycota; Eurotiomycetes; Onygenales; Onygenaceae. Bases 19 to 717 code for a protein of 232 amino acids. Gene Ontology annotation, biological process: mitochondrial respiratory chain complex I assembly; mitochondrial electron transport, NADH to ubiquinone. The transcript has 3 exons.
UUGACGCAUUUUCACACCAUGGCGUCGUCAAGGGCAGUUACAAGAUUGGUCGCCUAUCGACGCCCGGCCGCUCUGCCAUACUCACUCCCUUCCUCGUCAUCCGUCCACCGCUCCGCCAGCACGCCUGCCCUCACUUUUUCGACAUCAGCCGUUCAGAAUGCAACACCACACGGCCCGCCACAGCCUGGCUUCCGCAUGCCUACACCAAAGAGAUGGGAUCAAGACGAAGAUUCGACUUUAGACAAGGCCGGAAAAUACUUCUUGAUGACAGAGUUAUUUCGCGGCAUGUACGUGGUGCUAGAGCAAUUCUUUAGGCCACCGUAUACAAUCUACUACCCAUUCGAGAAAGGCCCCAUCUCUCCACGAUUCCGCGGCGAACACGCCCUACGCAGAUAUCCAUCCGGCGAAGAGAGGUGUAUCGCCUGUAAACUCUGCGAGGCCAUCUGCCCUGCACAAGCCAUCACCAUUGAAGCCGAAGAGCGUGAGGACGGAAGCCGACGGACGACACGGUAUGACAUUGAUAUGACCAAGUGCAUCUACUGUGGAUUCUGCCAGGAGAGCUGCCCCGUAGAUGCCAUCGUUGAAUCUCCUAACGCCGAAUACGCGACAGAAACCAGGGAAGAACUAUUGUACAAUAAGGAAAAAUUACUGGCCAACGGUGAUAAGUGGGAGUCAGAAAUAGCUGCAGCUGCUCGUGCGGAUGCCCCUUACAGAUAAAAUUAAAUCGAACUAUUCAAGGUCUAUCGAUCCGUUUCGAUGCUAGCAGUUUCCUUUUUCUUUUUGAUAGACAAGCUCUUUUGAUCUCGAGAAGCUACUCAAAUGAUAACCGGUGUAUGUAUAUAGUGUGGUGACUUUUAUCGGGCCGACACCUGGAGCAUUCUGGACCUGAGUCCGUAUUACAAUGCAGUUUCAUUUGUCAACAAUAAAAGUCAUUUUCCUGUCGCUUGUUAAACAAAAAAAACAAAAA